Orbicella faveolata is the source of this 1062-nucleotide messenger RNA. RefSeq names its product FIGNL1-interacting regulator of recombination and mitosis-like. NCBI's taxonomy places the organism in Eukaryota, Metazoa, Cnidaria, Anthozoa, Scleractinia, Merulinidae. The record is from RefSeq and is a predicted model, not a curated record.
AGGAAUGUCGUCAUUCUGUCAUGGAAGCUGUAUUUCAGUCCUUUAAACUUUGUGUUCUAGAAAUUUGUCUGCCUGUAUUUGUUGAUGGAGUCAUGAGCAAAGGAAAACCUCUGAGGGAAGUAACUUUCUAUGAGCAUGUCUGUACCAGAAUGUGUUCACUUGUAGCCUCUACACCAGCAACAUGUUUCCCUGUUGUGGAAAGGUGUCUACUGGAGCAUGUCCUUCAAGAUGAUCUACUGUGUGCAUUGCUUGCUAGUGAUGUUUGGUGCUUCAUGGCCAGGUGGGGCUCUGCUGAACUGUGUGCUGGACACGUGUCAGUUCUUACUCAACUGCUGUUAAAGUUACCUACAGCGGAAGCUGCUUAUCUCCACUUGUCAAUGCUCAUUCAGCGUCUGGCUCGUCUUAUGGCUGUUGAACAUCAAGAAACUCUUGUUACCUCUUUUCCACCAUCAAAGGAAGAAAACGUCUCCGCAUGGUGCGUUUUUCCUUUACAAGACAUGCCUGAGAGCGUCAAGAAAAAGGCUAGCCGUGCUCUUGUUCCUCUGUGCGUUAAAGCUUGUCACUCGGCAGGGACUACGACGAGUAAACCACCUAAAGACGACGACGUCCAGUCCCGCUGCUUGUGUUGCCUCCGCCGUGUGUACAGCCUUCCUCAGGCAGUAAGUUAUGUCCCUCCUGUUCACCACUCGGCCGUGAUGGGGCUCAUCAACAACUUGUGGUCUCGCUGCAGCCAAGGGAAAGAGCAUGUAAAACGACUUGGUAUCAAGACCUGGUGUGAGUUAAUGGACUUAUCGUCUGCUCUGCUUCCUCAGAUCCAACCCGAAGACUACGCAAAGGUACAACAUACUUUUAUAAAGUACGCCGUUGUCGACAAUAAUUGUGUUUGCAGAGCUCUCUAGUCCAUUUAAUUUGUGAUAAAAGAUAACAACAGCCCUUUUCACGGUUUAUUUUUUUACAGUAAAAUUCAACGUGGAUGCGAUGCAAAUUCUUUCAGAAACUACAACGUUGCUGGAAAUUUCCCUACAUACGUUCGAUCAUAUUGUAAUGGAAAAUAGAAAUAUU